Microthlaspi erraticum is the source of this 1320-nucleotide messenger RNA. The record is from the annotation of a GenBank genome assembly. NCBI's taxonomy places the organism in Eukaryota, Viridiplantae, Streptophyta, Magnoliopsida, Brassicales, Brassicaceae.
AUGUCUUCCUUUCGAACACAACCUUCUUCCUCUUCUUCAGUUUGGCAAAUCCAAUACAUGAAGCUCCAUUUCUUUACAAAGAUUCGUUCUCUUUUGAAAUCCAAAGCAUCCUCUCGCAAACGCAACCUUCAAGCCUCACCUGAGAAAUCAAGAACACAACAAGAUUCCGACAAGGUGGCGGCGAUUCCGGAAGCAGUAUCGAAACCACCCGAAGAUCAUGAAAAUGAGGAGGUUGUGAUGCAGAGAACUGUGAAGAAGCUUCACUUUGGAAGCUGGGAAGAGAAGAAGAAAGCUGCCAUCGAGAUUGAGAAACUUGCCAGAGAAGACAAGAAGACUCGAAAGCUCAUGGCUGAGCUUGGUGUUCUUCAGGUUCUUGUUUCUAUGGUUGCUUCUGAUGUCGCUGGCCAUCAAAGAGCUGCUGUUAAGGCUCUUAUUCAGCUUUCUCAUGGAACCUACACGAACAAGGCGCUGAUGGUGAACGCCGGAAUAUGCUCAAAGCUACCUAAAAAUAUUGAAGUUCUCGACCAAUCAACAAGGCAUGGCUUUUCAGAGCUUCUCCUUUCAUUGUCGUCUCUAACAAACACACAACUACCAGUAGCUUCAUCACAGAUUCUACCCUUUUUGAUGGACACGAUGAACUCAGAUUCAACGGAAAUGAAAACCAAAGAGAUAUGUUUAGCUACCAUAAACAACCUCUGCCUCGUGUUCGAAUACGCAGGACCGUUGGUCUCUAACAGGGCAGUGCAAACACUCCUAAGCCUAAUGUUGGUAAAAGACUUGUCCGAGAAGGCACUAGCGAGUCUAGGUCAACUGGUAGUGACUCAAAUGGGUAAAAAGGCAAUGGAGGAUUCUUUGACUGUGCCCAAGGGUUUGAUAGAGAUUCUGACAUGGGAAGAUAAACCUAAGUGUCAAGAAUACUCGGCGUAUAUUUUGAUGGUAUUAGCUCAUCAGAGUUGGAGCCAGCGGGAGAAAAUGGCUAAGGCAGGGAUUGUGCCUGUUCUUCUUGAAGUGACCUUACUUGGAAGCCCUCUGGUUCAGAAGAGGGCAGUGAAACUCUUGCAGUGGUUCAAGGAUGAGAGAAACGUACGGAUGGGUCCUCAUUCGGGUCCACAAAUGGGUCGGGUGAGUUCAGGGAUGGGAUCUCCAAUGAGUCCAAGAUCGGGGGAAGAAGGUAAGAAGAUGAUGAAGAAUCUAGUGAAACAGAGUUUGUACAAGAACAUGGAGAUGAUAACUAGACGAGGGAAUAUGGAUAUGGAGAAAGAAUGUUGUAGGCUUAAGUCCUUGAUCAUCAGCACAAGCUCUAAAAGCUUGACUUAUUGA